AUGUACAAUCGGAACCGCAUGAAGGCCAUACGCCUGCGUGUAAAUCCCCCCUCUUACCUCAGCCUCCUCGACUCAACUAGCCGUACGGGUCACAUUCGGACUUUGCCGCUAUCAGAAGUUUACAGCUACACGGAUGGAACGACGCUGCCGAGCCUUAGAGGGAGCCAAAUGGUGGCAUUCUAUCUCGCGCGUGUUACACAGAUGCGAGUGGUACAGGCACCUGGGCCUGUACUUAUAAGCCUCAAUUCUACGGUCACGUCUAACGGAACACAAUACGACCGUCCCGUGACCUUCACCUUCCAAGGCGUCGAAAUCUGGCGCACCUCGACUCCCGAGCGAGUCGGCGGGGAUGGCAUCAUCUGGACGUACCUUACAGACGUGACGUGUCGAGCGACGACUACCGACUACCCGGCGGCGAAGAAGUCCAAUGUUAACAUACCCAUAGGGAAAUACAGCUGGGAACACGGGGGCCCAAUUCUGUGCCCCCUACUCAACGUCACCGUACCUCAGCAUGCUGUUCAGAACUACCCAAAACUCUAUGCUUUGGGGAAUGCGGAUGAAAAAGUCUGGGGUGAUGGGCCUUUCCGAGAAGUAAGGCUUCUAAUAGACGAAUUUUCUCAACCGCUGGCAAUAGACAUCGCGACCCACUGUUCUACCAUCCAAAUGCAUCAAAUAGCCGGCGGCUACUAUUAUCCUCCUUAUAACAACACUUUCAGCUACACAGAUCUCGCAGGCAACAGAUAUGAUCGUCAGGUCGAUGCGGUCUCGAAUUCUGUUGUAUACGACGAUCAGGGCGGCAAUCUUGCUUCCACAAGCUCAACUGAGGGCCAGAAAGUACCUCAAGAUGUGCUCAAGUUCGCAGCUGCGCGCUCUCCUGCAAAUAUUGCACCCCUCAGCGCAACUAAUGGUGACAAUAUGCGCGCUCUAUCAUUGAUUCUCUGCGCUGGCUCUGCUGUCAAGCGAAACUACCGGAAGUAUCACAUCAUGCACGACGUCAGAAAUGGAGUGAUAUUGUGCGAGUAUUGA
Gloeophyllum trabeum ATCC 11539 is the source of this 1026-nucleotide messenger RNA. RefSeq lists its product as uncharacterized. The transcript is spliced from 8 exons. The record is from RefSeq and is a predicted model, not a curated record. Bases 1 to 1026 code for a protein of 341 amino acids. Lineage: Eukaryota; Fungi; Basidiomycota; Agaricomycetes; Gloeophyllales; Gloeophyllaceae.